Molecule: messenger RNA, 7162 nt
Organism: Leptinotarsa decemlineata (Colorado potato beetle)
Lineage: Eukaryota; Metazoa; Arthropoda; Insecta; Coleoptera; Chrysomelidae
Source: RefSeq, a predicted model, not a curated record
UAGUCAAUUUCGAAUUGUUGUUUUGUACGUUGGUGUUGAUCUGCCUGCAGCUAGAUUUUUUUUUCGUAAAAUUGCCGAAUAUGUUUUAAAUGUCAGGUGAUUUUUUUUCAAAACGUAAAUGACCGGUUACAGUUAUAUGCGGGAUACAUGUUUAUUAUUCGAUGUGAAAAGAAUAACCCAUCGUGCAUAUUUUGGCCAAAAUACUUGAAGAGAUAUGUGAAUCAAUCAAAUAAUUUCGAUGUAAAAUUUGAAAUAUCAGUCGUUUCCAAAUGAGAACAAAGAAUUUUUUGCUUACGUUGGGAGGCGUACUGAGUUUGAGCUUAAUUUUUGUCAUUUUUGGUCAAGAGAAGACUGAAUACAUAGUGACAACUACAAAUAAACAAAUUCGGACUUUCAAGGAUAAUCUGCUCGACGCAGAAACAAAAACGCUAAAUGCGGAUGAGAAGUACUUGCACCUUUUGGGCUUCGUGGAGAGGCCAAAACUUUUUCCAAAUGAUGUCUGGAGGAAUACUUCUCUGCCUGUCAUCGUUACUUAUGUGAGAGACGGACUGGAGAGCCAAGCGAUAGGGCUCAUAAUCAAUGUGGCAAAAAUCAUACCAAAUAAUACCAUUUUAGUUUACAAUUUAGGAUUAAGUGACCAAGGAUACAAAACGCUCACAAAUUACUGCAACAGCACAAGAUGCCAAGUGAUAACUUUCGACUUAUCGUUAUUCCCGUCUCACGUUAACGAAGUGAUCCAUGCUUACCGACCACUUAUUAUACAGGACGCGCUCCACCACACCGGAGCCAUUUUCUUCCUGGAAUCGAACUACCGACUGCUGAGGAACAUCUCGCAGAACGUGCUCGCCAGACUGUACGACGAUCGAGCCAAAGAGACGGGCGUCCUCGCCCUGCCCUUCGACUUGAAGAACCCCGUCUCGAGCCUGACCCACAAGAAGAUGUUCGAGUACUUCCGAACGGACGCCGAGAACUUUCUGUUUCUGCAGAUGGUCAAGGCGGACGUUCUGCUCCUCGUCAACACCGAGCGGGUGCAUCGGAGCGUGAUGCUGCCUUGGGUGCAGUGUGCCCUCACGCAGGAUUGCAUCAUGCCGAUCGGGGCCCAGUCGGCUGGCUGCAGGUUUGACAAGAAGCCGCAGUACAGGUACUCAGGUUGUCACAGCUACGACACAUCAGCACUGAACAUAGUCCUGGGGCUGACUUUCAAGCAGAACACCAGUCAGUACACUUACAGCGACUCCGUGAAUUUCUUCGAAACAGUACCCCCCGACAAAGCUGCGGCCAUGUUGAGGGAGCUCGAACAAAAUUCUACGGCGGAAGCGCGGACCGUAUUCAGUGAAUGAAGUUAACUUCAUUGCGGAAAGUUCUCGAUCGAACCAUUUUCAUUGCUCAAAAUUUCUGGCUCUGCUUGCGCCAAGACGAGUUUCAAUGUUACGAUGAUUUAUUCAUUAUUCAAAUCAAUUUAUGACCGGCAAUUUUUCACGGUGACUCGUUGGUGUAGAUGGCGGAGGUUGGGGGUCCCAUGGAGGAACCUUGAGGUACUUCUUUUUCGGUUCGUUAGAUGGGGUGGCUUAGGCUGAGAUUUUCAGAAGUUAUUCGGUAAAGUAACAGGUUCUCGUGUCUGAAGUGUUUUUUUGGAAGAUGUAACGAAAAGAUUCGCUACAUUCUGUUUGUACUGUUUAUAAAAUACAGGGCGUCGAUGUUGACUGUGUCAUUUUUAGGCCAUCUUUAUUUAAAAAUCUACGGUGUUGAUAUUAUACAAAUAGAAUACAAAAUUUUCUUGGGUAUUGAAGAGAUUGACAAAUCGGGAUCUACUUUGAAACAUUAUACAUUUUCUAUUAUAUUUAUACAAUUUUAAUUAUUAUAUUUAAACCAUAUACAUCAAGCUUGAACUGUGAUAUAAGGCUCAUCAUAAAUGAAUUUAUAACAUUUUUGAUUAUUUUUUUGUACAUUUUUAAUAUUAUUUUUCAGUUUAGAUACAUUUUAUAUUUAUAUUACGAAAAAAAAGGUUUAUCUGACAUCGUUUAAACGAAAGUGGAUUCGAUGUCAUUCGAUUUUCGUUGGAGUUACUCUGUAAAUUAAAAAAAAAAAAAUGGUCUUUCGAGCCAGAUCAAUAUUGUAUUUAUUGAUAUCAUUACGUUUGGUCACAAAUUUAUUACUGCCAGUUGUCAAAUACGUGAAUACUUGAUACAGAAUUCUUUAUAAAGUAUCAACAGCACAGGAAACGGGACUUUGUAGAUCGGAAUGUAAAGUAUAAUGUGUACGCGAGAAGCAUCAAAGAAAAUCAGUUAUUUUUGGCCUAGAAAUGACAUGACAAACACCUUGUAUUUCAGAUCAGUUAGACAAGACAUUUUGAGAGAUUAUUCAUUCAUUAUCGUAUAUUUUAAUUGAUUUCUUUAUACUCUUUCGUUGAAAAAUGUAAUUUAACUAUAAUAUAUUUGAGAGAGAAUUAUUUUUUUAAUCGAUUGCAGAUGAAUUACAUAUCAGUGCUUUGUAUAAUUACUUAUCGGUUGUUUGUGUUUACAAAAGUAUAAGUUCUGUGAUAGUUUGGAGCUUUGAGAGCUGUCGAUUUCUUUGGUGCAAGUAGAGCCAUGUUUCAACAUUCCCAGUAUUAUUUGCCCAGUAGUUAGUACUUUUAGGCAGUAAGACAGUUUUCUGCAACUGAAUUCAGGCUACUAACUGUGUUGAGAUAUACUUGGUGAGUAUUUUUCCAACUCGUUCUUUUCAGUACCUUCGAAAUUUUCAUUGACAAUUCUCCCGUCAUUGUUGAAUUAUUUUCUAAUAACUUUCACUUAAUUAUUUCAAUUUGGAGGCAGGAAACUUUCAAAAACAGAAAAAGUAUAUGCUUUGUAACGCACGUGAAAAAAAAGUCCCAUUCGAACGCAACAACUACCUUAGGUUGUAUAUAAUGAAGAAUAUUUCUUUUGUUCCUUCGUGUAGAAUUUUGCUCUUCGUAUGAAAAUUUAAAAGCAAACUGUUUACAAAUUACUAGAGAACUAACUAGCCUAUCUUUUUGUUUUAUACAAACAGUCGCAAUUGUCAGAUGUCUGAUUGAAAAUAACUUUUUAGCGACUUGAGAAAAGCAGGAUUGCCAUCUUCUUUGCUAGACGUAGGCAGCUAAUGGGAGUUCUGUCAAUGUUGCCAACCUAUGGUUUUUCUUGUAAAAAAUUCGACGAUUUUUAAGUGUACAACUUGCGUUGUUUCAUAAUUUUCAAGUUCCAGCUGUGAUUAUUUCAGAAAUUCAAGUGUUAUUAUAAUUAGUUAUGGUUAUCAGAUACGUAAAGGCAAGGAAGCAUUCCUAUUGUUUCGGGUGCUGACCUCUCUUGGUCGAUUAUAGAACUACUUUUAAGUAGUUCUCUUUUCGGACAAGAGAUGUCACUAUUAGACACAACAAAAACUAUAUCCACUCAUCGUUCUUGAACACAGUUUGCUGCAGUUACAUACAUAAAUGUUGUUUACGUAUCAAAAUAAAUAGAGGAAAGCAACUGCCACCACCAAUAUUGCACUAGAAAUGCCACUAAUUCAAUUGUAUCAUCUAUUUUAUAUCACUGUAACCAUUUCCUGAGUUUUCAAGGUCCUAGUAUUAUACUCAACUCGCUAUUUUCUAAUUUAAUAUGUAUUUAAUUAUUUAAAACAUGAAUCAAAAAGUGAAAAAUUUACGAGCGAAAUUCAAAUUUGUAAAGUGCCCCACCAUAGGUCGAAAUGAAACGUGACGUCAUACGGCAUGUCCUGUCAGUCACCUGUGAUUUAUUUUCAUACAUUCAGGUUGUGUUGGAGAGAAAAAUUGGUUGUAUUGCUAUUCUAGCUUAGUUUUCUAAUAUUUUAAUGUCAAGAAAUACUGAGCGUCAUCAACAGCAAUGACGGACAACGGUUUUGUGAAAGCACAGUCGAAUAAUCUUCCAAAAAUAGAUGCAUUCAUGAUGACCACAUAUUUUGCGUCAAACCCGGAUUUUGCAUCUGCUGAGGUUAAGGGAGUAAAAGCUGCAAGGGAAUUAUUGUAAAACAUGGUAUUUUUAAUCUAGUAAAUCUGUUUUUAUGCAUACACGCACUUAUAAAAUUAUUUCCCUCAAUAUAACCUCAAAUGUUGUUUACAUUCAUUGUUUGACAUACGUAAAUAAGGUUAUGGACUUUAAGGUUAUGAAACUUUAUCUGGUGUACUGUUUAUAGUGUUCGGACACAUUGGUACCAUGCAGUAUCUAUAAAAUGGCUUUUUUUCUUCUUCCAUGAUUAUUACGCGAUAUUUAAACUAAAACACCUUGUUAACUAUCAAACUAACUCUCAAUGUAAACAAUAAACUGACAGGACGUGCCCUAUGACGUCACGCCACAAGCGCGCGAGAAAUAGGAGCGUUUGAACUUGUCAAAGUAAACCAAUAUUUUUAAGAUUUUAUGAAAAAAUAAUUACUACUCUUACAGCUAUGUUUUUUUUCUAUAUCAAAAUGAAGUGAAUAUUGAAUAAAAAAAAUAAAAAAUUGUCUGCAUAUUCCCUAUUCAAAUCUUUUUUUUUAUAUAUUCACUUUGAAUUUUCUCUUUUUCUAUUAUUAAUCACCAUUGCUUCUCACUCGGACACAUUUGGCCAGGCUCCACCUGUCAAGGUUAACGGGAGCUUCGUCAGGGGGCGCAGCGAUCUUGCUCGAAGCAAUGGUGACACCCAAAUUUUUUUGUCGAACGUUUUCUGUUAUAACAACACAAAUUUAGUUUUUUGUAAAGUCGCCUCCUUCUCAGGAGACGUUUUGUAUUUUUUUUGUUUACACAUACGUGGUUAGCCGAACCACUCCGGCCUGGGUACCGGCGUGAAUAAAGGGGGACCCUUUUUCUUCACUUUCCAUGAAGUGGGUCUAUAAAACAAAUGAAUUCAUUUAUUUUUCUUCUCUAAAUGAACUAACAAAAGUUUCCAAAGCACAGAUUGAUCUUAUACCUAUCUGAUAAUCAUACCAAAUGAAACGUAAUACCUGGAUUUGGAAAAUAAUGACGAUUCACAGUUAAUAAACUUGAUUGAAGCAGAUUGGUCGAGGUAACCUAUGAAAAUUGAAUAUUUUUUGCUCCAAUGCUUCGAAAAUUACGAACUGAUGGAAAAUAUAAUUGAUAUUACUUCACUGUUAUAUUUACUUUCAAUGAGAGUUGCAGUUGUCGAAUUUUGUUUCUGAUAUUGGCUUCAUUGAGAAAACUCUUUUGUUGAAAUAUUUGAAGUCAUCGGCAAAGCUUUCGACAUUGUACCACGUCAUGGCCUGCUGUGAAAGUAUUGCUAUUUAAGAGAGCACAUCUCAUUUCCUGGUGGAGGACAAACUUUUCAGGUAGAGAUGCCGUUAAAAAGCAGGGACCACUAGAUGGAGAAUUUAUGUCUGUAGCAACAAUGAAAAUGUUAUUAUUAUUAGUUUUUGCCGAGCUUGCUGUUUUCGAAAGGCUUUGUUAAUGAGGGGGGGUUCCAAUCAGAAUCUGUGUGAUAAUUAGAGUCGAUAAGAUAAAUGCGAUCGGAGGUUCUAGGUUUAGGUUUUUAUAUAGCUUUCCAAUAUUUUUAUUAGUGCAUGUAACUAAUUCCUUCUAGUAAGCUGUAAAGUGAGAUGUUUGGACUGGGAAUUGAUAAUAGCAUUGUAGUAAUUUUAUGUGAUACAUCAACAUACAAACAAAACGUACCAUGCCUGCUAAAAAGAACUGUGAAUUGUUUCAGUUGCUUCAUAGAAAAUAUCACAAUAAUACUCACAAUUUCUCAAAUACAAAGUAUAGUCUAUACAAAGUCAAUCCGAACAGCUAAAUGAAAGACUAAUGUACCGGGUGUGGUAAUUUUACUAGUUAAUACCAUAUAAAACCUACAUAAAAAUAAUGAUAAGACCUCGUAUAAAUACCGCGCCGCCCAUGCCAUAAAAAGAAACUGCCGACGUUCGGUAACUAUUUAGUUUUUAUGCCAUUCGAAUUGACUUCGUAUAUACUAUACUAUUUGCUAUCAGUCGAUCUUAGUUUAGGUUUUUUUUUGGAAAACACUAUUCAGUUGAAAAAAAAAUUAACUCAUGUCACUUGGAAACGAAACCAAUAUAUUAUGGAACAGAUACUUUCCUGACUAAUACCGAGGCUGAAAUUGAAAGUUACCGUAUACAGGGUCGAAAACAAAUGAACUGUGCAUCGCACGUGAUCAAAUUCUAAUUGCCCUGCUUGAAUUUUGUAAAAAACACACUUCAAUGAUAAUAAUAAGCCACUUCAAAGAAAAUGGUAGGUUUUCCAAGUUAAAAGUGUUAAUUUCAUCAACUGUGAGGUAUGAUGUGACAAAUAACUAUAUGUUUUUUUUAUUUUGUGUCAAAAGCGAUUUUGAUUUCAAAAUUUAUUUACUGGAGAAAGUUUCAGGAAGUCAAUCUUCAAUAUUUUUCUUGAAUAAUAUUUUUAAGGUAUUAUUUCUCCCAUUCUUUUUUUGUUGCUAAUCAUUUCCAAUGCAGUACUGGCAAAGAAAUUUAAAAAAAAAAUAAUUGUUACUUUGAAUGUCAGUAGCUCUUCAGUGGAUAAUUUGACAACUUCCAAGCAUUCAAAAAUCAACGAAUUUAUACAGAAUACUCAAAAAAUUGAAACGGUUUGUAAUACCACAGAGAGGUUCAAUUUAAUGAAUUCACAUAAAACAUCACGUUGAACCUCGCACUUAUUUUCAAAUGAAUAUUAUUCAAUAUCCGUCGAGGUAUCAACCAAGUUCUAUGUUUAAUGUAUAUCGCUUCAUAUAAUUAACCGAAGGUAAAAUAUUUAUUUUCUCAGGAAACCAGACGUUUAUGAACUAUUGAUACGGUUCGAGUUCAAGAUUAUGUUUGUAGGGCUUGUAAGUUGAUAGAUAGAUGUUGAUAGAACCUCUUUUUGUUCCAAAGGUGGUUUUUUUACGAGGCGUGAACCAAAUAGUGAUUUUGAACGGAAGUAAUUUUAAGAUUUACGCACCUGUACAUAGCAUCGCACUAUUUAUUUUUAAAAUUAAAGUAGCCUUUCAGAAAGAUUUUUAAAUAAUUGUAGUGAACGUGCCAUUUUUUGUGUACUUCCAUCGCCCCGUUGGUACUAGCGUUAGACAGCUUUUUAUCUUUUUAAGGUUUCAUUUUAUACUCCUAAAAACGUACCAAACAAGCAUUUUUUUAUAUCGUCAAUGAAAUUGAUGAAUAUUUUGUACAUAAUCAUUAGCGUAACAAUAAAACUGAUAAACAGUA